GAGCCCAUCUGUCAUGGGAAUACUGGUGGCUGAACGCAAGUUCUUUGGCGAGAUCGGGAGCCUCGACGGUGGGAUGAAAAUAUACGGAGGUGAAAAUGUAGAGCUCGGCAUCCGGGUAUGGCUGUGUGGAGGCAGCAUAGAGAUAAUCCCCUGCUCAAGGAUCGCUCACAUUGAACGCUUUCAUAAGCCUUAUGCCCGAGAUCUGAGCUCCUUCGUGAGGCGCAACGCCUUGCGGGUGGCGGAGGUGUGGCUGGACGACUACAAAUACAACGUGGAAGUGGCCUGGAACCUCCCCAUUGGCAAUCAUGGGAUAGACAUCGGAGAUGUUUCUGAGAGGAAGAAGCUGAGAGAGAAGCUGAAGUGUAAGCCCUUCCAGUGGUACCUGGAUAAUGUGUAUCCUAUGCUGGAACCAAUGAGCGACCUGCUUGGUUAUGGAGCUCUGAUUAAUGACCUCCUGCCUGAUCAGUGUGUGGAUCGGGGCCCAGUUCCUGGCUUCAUCCCCAUCUUACAUGGAUGCCACUUCUUCACCCCACAGCAUUGCCAUUACCACACUGAUGGGACACUGCACAUCGGUGGGUUCAAAUCCCACAAAUACGACAGCACAGACUGUCUGCUGGAUCCUGGUUUAGGAGCUUUACCUGGACUGUAUCAGUGUAGAAUGGCAGAGCAGAAGAAACUGCACAUGUUCUGGGACUUCAAACAGGGGGGGCAGAUCCAGAACAGAGAAACAAAGAGGUGUCUGGAAAUCUCAAUGCGAGGCUUGAAUCUCAAACUGGUUCUUCAGCAGUGCAGUGGUCAGCGAUGGAAGCUGCAACAUGUGGUCAACAUUACGGCACAAAAACUGCACAGUCUUUCAGAGAAACUUGUACUGUAAACGCAAAAACAAGUGGAGCUUCAUCCAGGAGGUCCACGGCGACAGCAUCCUUCCUCAUUCAUAGUUCAAGUCAAACAGGAUUAGGUGUAAUGGGGCAGUCAGGAGUUAGCAGAGAUGAAGCUGUCCCAUUUGGUUUGCCACAUGGUAAAAGCUCUGUCCUUAAGCUCAUUGGGCAGCGAGCUGUACCUGCAAACAGAGGAAACGGCUCUAAAUGUACCAAUCAUGGACUUUGCAAAGGAGCAGCUGAUUAUUGGAGAUUUAACUCAUGUAGAUACUUUAGUUUAUGCACACAGAGCAGCUCCUCAGGUCACACCCUUCAUCUCUAUGGUAAUAGAUGGUCAUAAGUUGGAUUAUUUAGAAUUACAGGAAUGUUGCAGAGUUGACUACUCACUGUGGCCUAUAGUCUCUAUGAACCCAAAAGUAAAGUUUAACCAUCACAGCUUGUGU
Molecule: messenger RNA, 1321 nt
Organism: Cyprinodon tularosa
Lineage: Eukaryota; Metazoa; Chordata; Actinopteri; Cyprinodontiformes; Cyprinodontidae
Product: probable polypeptide N-acetylgalactosaminyltransferase 8
Exons: 6
Coding region: 14-874 (286 amino acids)
Cellular component (GO): Golgi apparatus
Source: RefSeq, a predicted model, not a curated record